AUGAGAGAUCACAAACCAAAGGCUUCGACCGAUAAGGCUUACCGCGGUUCAUCUCGUCUUUCGAGUGACAACAUUGACUCUCCAACGGGUAAGAUCCAUUCGGAGCACAAAGGACCAGUCAGUCAUCGACGACGUCAAUGGGGUUCACAGUCCGGAGAUCGGAUCAAUUCGACAGUACCGAUAAUUUCAUCGGAUUCAUUGGAGAAAUUAGUCCCCACAUUGACCACUGGUACAGAUAAAAAAACACACACACUGUCCUCAAAAUCCGAAGCACCGUCGUCUGACAUAGAUCCCACGAUAGCAUCUGAAGAUCCGGAUAUGACAGAUCAACACAUUGAAUCUGAACAGACUGUUAGCGAAGCACUGGUGGAAUCACCAAACGCAAGUCCCCACUCUGGUUCUUUAAAUCUGGAUAAGAAUUCAGUAUCCCGUGAAAGCUUGAAUGGUAGUUCUACGACCGACCAGAAACACAAUGACAUCAGUACACCGACUUCCGCCACCAAAGUCACUGCUCAUACAAAAUCAUCCUCAGGAAAGCGUAAAGGACCGAAAGAGACUAAAGCAGUGGGUUAUUUGAUCGAGGCACCCGAACGCAUAAACCCGUUUUCGCCAGCAAAACAUCGUCCCACCAACAUUAUCUAUAUUCGUUCAUUGGUCAGACCGUUCACUGCAGAUCAAUUGCGUCAGAUGAUCUCCGAGCGAUUUGGUCCUGUCUGCGAUCUUUGGCUAGAUCGAAUCAAAUCCAGUUCUCUCGUUCGUCUGGAAUCGGUUGAGACAGCGACUCGCUGUCGUGAAGGUCUCGAUGGUUGCCGUUGGCCAUCCAUGAAUCCGCAUACAUUGCACUGCGACUUUGGAAAUGACGAGCUGUUCAAAUGGAUGCAAGAGCACGGGAAUUCGGGAGAGAAAUCCCCGCCGAAACAUUUAGUUCUGGGCGAAAAAACGCCGGAAACAGUCGAGCCCGAGAACACGUCUACCAGAGCAGCCAGUUCCCGCAAAAGAUCUGACGGGGAUACCAAAGCGCGUAAUGAUUCUAAACCUACCACCCAUCGUCAAGAAAAAAGUGAUCGCACAGACAAGGGUUCUCAACCAGCUCCAAAGGAGCCGACUGUUUCAGAGUCAAAACGUCGGUGCGAGGAGCCGGCCAAACUGUUGGAUGAUUUAUUCAGGAAAACCACUGCGACUCCAUGCAUUUAUUGGUUGCCGUUGCCCGAGGACCUGGUAAGUGAUGAUGAUGAUGAUGAAACCGUGCAUUGCAGCAAGAAUUUAUCGUGA
Echinostoma caproni is the source of this 1272-nucleotide messenger RNA. Lineage: Eukaryota; Metazoa; Platyhelminthes; Trematoda; Plagiorchiida; Echinostomatidae. The record is from the annotation of a GenBank genome assembly.